CUUGCUUCUCCUGCUCACUAUUUGUUGUUAUAACAGCAAAAGCCCACCCACCUUCAGCCGCACGCUCACCCAAGGACACCGUCGUUUCCACCCACAAUAUUGAGAGGUUGAGGCUGCAGCAUCAGCCAUGGUGGGCGUCGGGGAGAUGCUGGCCGGGGCCGUCAUAAAGGAAGUUGUCAGCAAGCUGCCUGCGCUGCUCCAGGCUUCAGUCCAAGGUCCGCUCAACAGGAUCCAGGGCUUCAAGGAAGACCUCGAGGUCAUGAACAUGACGCUCGAAUCCAUCGAGGCGGAAAUCGCGGAUGCAGAGAAGCGGUCUAUCAACGACGACAGCGCGCGACUGUGGCUGAAACGCCUCAAGAAUGUGGCCUACGAGAUCUCUGAUAUGUUUGAUGACUUCCAACCCGACAGGCCGCCAGGCAAGCUGCAGAGCACUCAAAAGUGGUACAAGAUAAUGUUUAGUGGUGACAUGGCCAAACGCAUGAAGCGGAUGAAUAAAAAGUUAGAUGAAAUAAGGAAGCAAAAACAAUUUGGGACUGAGUGGAGACGUGAACACAAACCAGUUACUUAUGAGGAACUAGAAACAAUAUCAAGGCCAUCAGAUGUGAUUGUUGGUCGUAGAGUUGAGAAAGAAUGUGUCAUUAAUAUACUGCUUAGCUCCAAUACAUAUGCUCAAGAAACUAAUAACUGUACCAUUAUUCAAGGGCUUGCUGGUGUUGGCAAGACUGAACUAGCAAAAUUGGUGUUCAAUGAUGAAAGAAUCAAGGAGGCAUUUCCACAGAGGGCCUGGGUUUCCUUGCCCCAAAAUUGUGAUGAGAAAGAGAUUUGCAAAAAAAUAAUCUCAAUAAUUGAACCUACACAUUGCAACCUUGAGAUUCUUGAAUCCAUAUACCAGCAUCUCGAAAAGGUCCUCACGGGUAGAUGUCUCAUUGUAUUGGAUAAUCUUUGGAAUUCAUUUCCCUUGGAGAGAUUGCAGGGUAUACUAGGCAGCAAUGUCUCGAUCUUAGUUACUUCACGCAAAGCUAUUCAGUUGAAUACGCCAAAAGCAAUAAUAUUCCCCUUGGAACCUUUAUCAGACAAACUCAGCUUUGAUUUAGUUAAGCAUGUUGCAUCCUCAUAUUUCCGUGAAGGUGAUAUUCCAGAAGUUGCACUGGAUGAAAUUGUAGCAAAGUGCAGAGGUGUACCUUUGGCUCUGAAGACUAUUGCAUCCCUAUUGAAACCAGGAACCGGUGAAGAACUAUUGAGUUUAAUAAAAGGUAUCUCUCCGCCCACAUCAGAUUAUGGACGAGAUGCUAUUGAGAAAACUGUUCUUGGAUCACUCAGGCUGACAUACCACUUAAUGACUCCAAGACUAAAGUUAUGCUUUGCCUACUGUGCAAGUUUUGCUAAAGGCUGUGAGAUUGAUCGUGAAGAAUUAUGCCACCAAUGGAUUGCUCUUGGGCUAAUUGUAAACCCCUGGAAAAAUCAGGGUAUAAUUGAAAACCCGGGGAAAACUAAAAGGCUUGCAGAGGAAAACAUUCGCGAAUUAUUGGACAUGUCAUUUCUUCAAGAUUCAGGGCCAUCUUCGCCCAACAUCAUGUGCUCUUUAGGGAUCCAUCCAGGCAGUUAAGAGGGAGCGAAAGAGCCGCGUCUGGAUCUAGGGUCUAGGACAAAGAAGAGGAAGGGGCAGAUAGCAGCAGUGACAUCGUACAUGCCGCCGCCGUGCUAGGGGCUCCCGUGGCACCGCCACAGAGAUAGAGAGAGAGAGCAGGGGGAGUGAAGGCGAGUGCAGGGGCAGGGGAGCAGCGUGGGCGCUGGUGUUCAGCGCUGGCACCUCUCGCGUGCCAAUGCCUCGAGAGAGAUAGAGGGAGGUAAUUUUUUUUUGUUUUGGCUGUGAUGGAUGGAGAGAUGCCGAGACGGUUCGCGAAUGAACUAUUUUGGUCCGGGCCACAGGAAGAUUGGCACGUGUUCAACAACAGUUACCAAUCACUGAAGUAAAUCAGGACGGUGAAAUCAGGAUCAAAC
Sorghum bicolor (sorghum) is the source of this 2001-nucleotide messenger RNA. RefSeq names its product putative disease resistance protein RGA3. The transcript has 3 exons. The record is from RefSeq and is a predicted model, not a curated record. Gene Ontology annotation, molecular function: ADP binding. The coding region runs from base 128 to 1606 and encodes 492 amino acids. Gene Ontology annotation, biological process: defense response to fungus. NCBI's taxonomy places the organism in Eukaryota, Viridiplantae, Streptophyta, Magnoliopsida, Poales, Poaceae.